Aspergillus homomorphus CBS 101889 is the source of this 1040-nucleotide messenger RNA. Its product is annotated as PDGFA associated 1 family protein. The transcript has 3 exons. Lineage: Eukaryota; Fungi; Ascomycota; Eurotiomycetes; Eurotiales; Aspergillaceae. The record is from RefSeq and is a predicted model, not a curated record. Gene Ontology annotation, cellular component: cytosol. The coding region runs from base 177 to 950 and encodes 257 amino acids. Gene Ontology annotation, molecular function: RNA binding.
AGUCUUGUACCUAACCUUCGUUCAUUACCUACAUUUAAUCGAAUUGCUUUCCCUCUCCUUGUCCUUCCACUCACGCACACUCGCACUCUCUCCCCCUGUUCCCCCCUUCCCUCGGAGCACAGAAACUCCCCUUUCUUCUCCUCUCUUUCUCCUUCCUUCUCCCGCCCUCCCUCAUCAUGGCACCCCGCGGUCGCGGAAAGUUUUCCAAGCCUUCGCGAGGAGGUGGAAAGCAUUUCAGUCGCGAUGUUCACCCGGUCGACAAAGAUGGAAAUUCUGUCGGUCUCUGGAGGGAUCCCGAGGACAACAACCUCUCUUCCCCCGAGGAAGAAGAAUCCUCAGAAUCAGGCUCUGAUGGAUCUUCCGACAACAAUGACAAUGAAUCGUCCCACAGUGCCAGACCUGGUCCUUCUUCUAUACCCGCGGCGAGCAGCAGCAAUACCAUGGAAAUGACUCGUGAGGAGCGGCGUGCGGCCGCGAAGGCGAAGAAACAAGCUGCCCAGGCUCGCCGGAUGCAAAGCGCCGCUCAACCGGGCGACCUGCCCCCCUCCGAGUCGGAGGGAUCAGGCAACGAUAGUGACGAUGACGAUGAUGACCUACCGGCCAACCCCAACCACACGGCCAAAUCACGCUCCCAGCUCAGCGGCAACCAGGAAGAUGUGCAGAAGCCCAACGGUGAUCUGUCCCAGCUGUCACGACGAGAACGCGAGGCGAUCGAGGCCCAACAGGCACGACAACGCUAUCUGAAGCUUCACGCCGAGGGGAAGACAGAGGAAGCCCGUUCCGACCUGGCUCGCUUGGCGGUUAUCCGCGAGCAGCGUGAGGCUGAUCGGCUGCGCAAGGAAGCCGAGAAGGAGGAGAAGAUCGAGUUGGCGAAGCAACGCGCCGCUGAACGAGAGGCCAAAUUGCAGGCUGCGAAGGGUGGGAAGAAGGCUGCACCAAAGAAGAAAUGAAUAUCACCGAGCCGACAUUCCGGACUUCGCUUGGAUCCUCUUUACUCGCUUCGGUCGCCUUGGCGCGUAUCAAAUAUAAUUCUAUACAGG